GAAAUCUAUGUGGCUCUCUGGCUCCAUCUCGUGGCCCAUCAGACGUUUUGGAGUUAACUGGUUGGCGAUCUUUUAUGCGCUUUGUUUCCGCUCGUUUGAUGGGACCGAGCAGACGUACUGCAGCACGCGGACAAGAAACCGCUCACGGAGGACUGCGGGAGUUAAAGGGGCGGCAAGAGCCGGUGGAAGAGAGGCGGACUCUUGACUGUCAGUCAAACAUCCGGGGUUAUCCGUUGCUACGUUAUAACGCCUUAGCAGAUCUAAACGACUCUCAGAAGUAAUUUUUUUCAGAAUACCAGGAGGAGACGGACACACCUAAGUCUCUCAGAAUGGGAAACCUGCUGUUCUCCACAGGCCUCAUAAGGACUGAUGCAACCAAGUCGGAUAAAGUUAACAGACGACAUUUAAUAGCCAAAACGAUCUGCAAUGGCAUAACCUAUUAUUACACUCCACUCACUGGUACAGGUUGCGAAACAGAAUGUCUUGCCAAAAAUUUUCAAGAUUCUGCAGCUCUUUGCCCCACGUUCCCUGUUUCACCAUCUGCAGAAGCCUCCUCUACACUCCUCUCAGAUUCACCGUCAAACACAUCUGUCUCCUACCAAAAACAAUCAUAUUCUUCGUCCACUUCUCGUCCACUUCUGGUUUUCUUCUCCUGGCUUGGAGCCCAACCAGGGGGAAUGGCUAAGUACCGGGACCUUUAUCUGGACCGUGGCAUGGAUGUCCUCCUGGUUCAGAGCAGUGUGAUGCAUUUCCUGUGGCCUCGAUGGGGGCUUGAGUAUGGAUUGGAGGUUCUGAAAAUUCUGGAGAACCCUCCCUUCGCAGGGAGGGUGAUGCUGGUUCAUGCUUCUUCCAUCGGUGGCUACACUUUCACUCAAAUCCUCACCCACAUUGUCCAAGAACCAAAAAAACAUGGAAGCCUGGCACAGAGGAUGAUGGGACACAUCUAUGACAGCUUAGUGGUCGGCACACUGGACCACAUGGCGAUAGGCAUUGGUAGAACUCUGGUGCCACGUUUUGAGAGCUUUGUCAAAAACACUGCCAUGCUUUACUUCUGGCUUUUCAAAACCCACACGGCAGACUUCUAUGAGACCAGCAUCCAAGUGUUCCACAACAGCCCAGUUACCGCUCCCGCUCUCUUCUUCUUCAGUGAAAACGAUGCAAUGUGCAACACUGCAGUGAUGGAAAAGCUGAUUGACGUCUGGAGACAGAGAGGAGUGGACGUGCACAGCAGAAAGUGGAAGAAGUCGAUACAUGCGGCCCACUUGCGCUGCCACCCAGAUGAUUACCUCUCCACCCUGCAACACUUUUUGAACUCGCUGCCCAUUUCCUCCUGUAAAAAAACAAUCUAAGAGGGGAGGUAAAAAUACACCACCACCAAAUAUUAAAAAACAAAAUAAGUUUUAUGAUUUAAAAAAGAAUGCACUUUGAUUUUUUUUCCUUUAGCUUUGUUAUUAAUUAAAAUGAGAAGUAUUUUUUCUCUCUUUGUUACGACCCCCUCUGCUAGGCGACAGGUGGGGAGAAACAUACACAAGCCCACUCACGAAGUCAGAGUAAAUAAGGGGUUUUAUUGCAAACGUUAAACUAAAAACCGACGGGGCUGUUCAACAGACCACCGGGCAAAUAAUUAAUACACAAAGAAAAGAACAGGCAAGAAUAAAAACUAAGGGUUAACUAAGCUGAGCCAGCAAACACAAGACUCUAACAAAACUAAGGUCAGCUGUAUCUCAGAGUUUACAAACGGAGUUCAAAUGCUAGGCAGACGAGGAGGACACUGCAUGUUCACGUCAGCACAGCAGUUCCCUCAGUGUGAAUCUUCAGCGUUUUUAUACUCCCAGGUGCAGACAAUCAGCCAGUCAGUUGGUCUUGGAGUGUCAUUGGAUCUCCAGGCAGCCAAUCGUCCACGCAGUCUGGCACACUUUGAUCUGCAUAAAAGAAGGCUGGCACAGGACUCCCAGCAGCCAGUCAUCCACGAGUCCUGGCACACUUAGAUUUGCAUAAACAAAAGGGCAGUCUCACUUCCUCCAAGGCCCAGGGCCGUAACACUCUUUUGCAUAUUCAUUGUUUGAAUUUUUGUUGCUUGCUGUUAAGUAAAGUUGUAUUUUAAGUUAUUUUAAAAAAACUGAUGUUAUUUACCUGUGUGCUUAUGUUAUGGAUUAUUUUGCACUUUAAACAAUUCAAAAGCUUUGAUAAACUGUUGGUACUCUUACCAGAGAUGUGGUUGCUGCACAUUGAGUGAAAUAAAAUAUUUCAAUUGCGCUGCUUGGAA
Messenger RNA from Maylandia zebra (zebra mbuna), 2266 nucleotides. RefSeq names its product transmembrane protein 53. Lineage: Eukaryota; Metazoa; Chordata; Actinopteri; Cichliformes; Cichlidae. The record is from RefSeq and is a predicted model, not a curated record. Gene Ontology annotation, molecular function: serine hydrolase activity.